This is a messenger RNA of Numida meleagris (helmeted guineafowl), 735 nucleotides long. Its product is annotated as ETS translocation variant 3-like protein. Gene Ontology annotation, biological process: cell differentiation; regulation of transcription by RNA polymerase II. Gene Ontology annotation, cellular component: nucleus. The coding region runs from base 1 to 456 and encodes 151 amino acids. NCBI's taxonomy places the organism in Eukaryota, Metazoa, Chordata, Aves, Galliformes, Numididae. The record is from RefSeq and is a predicted model, not a curated record. Gene Ontology annotation, molecular function: DNA-binding transcription factor activity, RNA polymerase II-specific; sequence-specific DNA binding. The transcript is spliced from 3 exons.
AUGCAUCGGGUCGGGGGCGACAGUGGCGGGGAGAGCCCGGGGGAGGCGGACGCCGCGCGGCAGCCGGGAGGCUGCAGCAUGCAGUGUGGCUGCGUGGCCCCGGGGCUGCCCGCCCUGCCCGGCUCCUACUGGGUACCAGGGCUUGCCUUCCCGGAUUGGGCGUACAAGGCCGAGUCCAGUCCUGGCUCGCGGCAGAUCCAGCUCUGGCACUUCAUCCUGGAGCUGCUGCAGAAGGAGGAGUUCCGCCAUGUCAUCGCCUGGCAGCAGGGAGAGUACGGGGAGUUUGUCAUCAAGGACCCCGACGAGGUGGCACGGCUGUGGGGCCGGCGGAAGUGCAAGCCCCAGAUGAACUACGACAAGCUGAGCCGAGCUCUCAGGUGCUGCGGGGUCACAGAGAGCCCCUGGGGACAUGGAGAGCCCUGGGGGACGUGGCGCUGCAGGAACACCCGGCCCUGACCCCCCCAUGCAGCACAGCCCACCUGCAUGGGGACAAGGGGACAGUGGGGAUGUGGCAUGGGGAACUCUUGGCUCUCCUGGUUCCCAGCUUGCGAUGGGGGGACUUUAUGCAAAGCUUUCGCAGGUCCUUCUGUCCAUCCGUCCAUAUAUCCAUCUGUCCGUCCAUCCAUCCAUGCAUCCAUCCAUCCCUCCUGCACUCCAUCCAUCCAUCCAUCCAUCCAUGCAUCCAUCCCUCCAUCCGUCCGUCCAUCCCUCCACCCAUCCAUGCUGCUAACACCC